CGGAAAGAACCAGGUACGCACAAAUCCAAUCCUCAUCUUCACUCAUCAACCUCUUCUUUUCUUCUUCACUUCAAUUCAGAAUCCUAACCUCUUUAGUCGCACUCGUCUUCUUCCAUCUACUUUCUCACUUCGCUUUCAUCGCUGUGGUCGUUGGUAUAGUUUGCAAUGUACGUGCAAUUUACGCUAUGUGCUGAUUGAGGAACUUGAAUUUGAAAAAUGGCGGAAUAUGUGGCAGCUCCAACAUGUAUUAAGCUGUAUAUGCAGAGUACUCGUGCAAAAGAGAGAGAAUGUUUGCGAAAGAAUUCAUUUUUAAGACCGGCUCAAAGAAGGUGUUCCAGUGGAAGAUGUAAAGUUGCCCAGUUCUCAUUGCAGAAAAUGUGUGUGAUUAGGACUUCAAGCGCUGAAAAUCAGUUAGUCUAUCCACAUCCCAGGGAAUGUUCAUUCAAAUGUAGUUGCUCAGGGUUUUUGGUGAACUCUGAUGUUGCAACAGUCUCUGAAUGGAUUCCCGUUGGUGAUCAGGUACUUCUUAUGGCCAGUAUUUUCCUUACUUAUCUGGCUGGAGUAAUUCCUGUUCAGAAGUCUAAUCACACUUUGCAAAAGAGCAUACUUGAUAACGUUGUGGCCUCUGAGAAUUCAACCUCUCCUGGUAGUGCCCGGAAGAAUGAUGACAAAGCUAAUUUAAAUUAUGCUUGGGAAGUGGUGAAACAAAAACUUUUGGAUUCUCUAGAUGCUAUUGAACAUGGUAUUAAUUCUGGAAACAGAGCCCUUGAAUUUGAACAACAACAGGAAAAGCACCAACUAAGUUUGUAUGCUGUAUCUGAGGGACCAAAGUUACGGUUGCUUUGGGCUUCUUUUCUGCAGCUUGAGAAAGAGGUAAAUAAUAUCUCCAGCAAUCCCAACUCUGUUAACAUGGAUGAUUGGACAACUAUUUUUUCUGAAAUCAUUCGAGAAUCCUGUCAAACAGUAUGCAUGACUUGGCUGGAAAAUGAAUUUGACCUAGACAAUAGUAAUGUUGACAAGGCACUUAUUUCUCUUAUUACAGAGAAGUUAAAAGGAGAUGAUACUGUUUUAAAGAAUAUUGUAAAGUUAGGCAAGAGAGAUCUUUAUGCUGAAUUAGUGUACUUUCUUCGGUUCGAUUGCCCCAGCAGAAAGGGUUGCUGUUACGACAAGACUUUGUUUUCUUUGUAUGUGGAUUCUAUAUUAGAAGAUUUGGUGAUAACUCUAGCAGAUGGGAUUGCGAGCAUUUAUCUAGAGCUUAUUUCUGUCGACGGCAAUUUGUCAAAUGAAAUUAACAGCCUGGGUUUGGUGAUGUGUAAUCUGUCAACCCGUGCACUCCAAAGAUUACGUAAUGAGGUGGCCCUGAAUUUAUGGUUGUACCAAAAUGUGAAGGCAGUUGUAUCAAUGUAUGAAGAUCGGUUUGACCUGUGCACAUUUCAGAUGCAUCUCAUUGAGGAAUCUAGCAGGGAUAUCCAACUUGAGAAUCAUAAUUGGUGGAAGAAGCUGACCUGGGGAAAAUCUGGGACUUCGACAUCUGCAUCAAGUUAUAUUGAAAUAAUCCAAAUUUCCAUUUCUGUGAGAAGAACCAAGGAACUAAGGGCCCUGACAGGGUGGAGGUAUUACUUCAGCCUAUUCCUCGAAUUAUCUGACAUUAGCUUGCCAUUUAUUAGAGCAGUUUUUGAAAAACUCAGCAAUGCCAUCUCAUUCUUUUUUGUUAGCUUGAUUGGGAGGUCGAUAGGACUUAUCUACACCGGAAUUAGACAGUCCCUGCGAUGGAAGUAAGAUGUGAUACAACUGGUGCAUUUUUGUAGUUCAUUGCUAUGUUCAUAAAGUUUGUUAUUCACUUGAUAUAGGAAUUGCCUGUGUGAGUAACGCUAUUCUUAGACUGUCGAAUUAAACCCUCAUUUCUUCAUUUAGCUUAGAGGCUUCUUGCAAAGACUUGCUCAAUUAAUUUGAGAAUUGAGAUUCUUUUUGAAGUUACUAUAUUGACUUCCACCUUUAUAUCAUUAUCAAUAAGAUGGCCAUAUGAUAUUCA
Mangifera indica (mango) is the source of this 2032-nucleotide messenger RNA. RefSeq lists its product as uncharacterized. The transcript is spliced from 9 exons. The coding region runs from base 217 to 1779 and encodes 520 amino acids. The record is from RefSeq and is a predicted model, not a curated record. NCBI's taxonomy places the organism in Eukaryota, Viridiplantae, Streptophyta, Magnoliopsida, Sapindales, Anacardiaceae.